AUGCUGAGGCAGGGAGAUGAUGAGUGUGAGCCUAGCUUGGAAGCAUCAUGUUACAAUCCACAGACCCAGAAAGGGCAAGGUUGGAAGCCCCAGCACUGUGGAGAGAGGUCUUUCUCUUGAAAAUUGUGGCAAGACUUUUAAAAUAAUGCUUCUGGACUGACACGUCUCUGAUAUGCUCAUUUAGGUCAUAGACCCUUCCCUGAGUGUGAAAAAUGCUUCCAGGAUCGGCCUGGGGUAAAAUGCCACCUGAAGAACCAAAACAGGAAGCUAGUGGCUGUCAACCAAGAGCAUACCAUGACCCUUCCACCUAUAACACCUAGAUCACAAGCCUCCAUACCCAGGCAUGUGAAAGCAAUCUGGGAACCAGAUGUUUUAUCAAGGAAACCUGUUUCUCAACCCGCCUCAAAUCCCCUUCAGAAAUUAGUUCAAGCAGUAUCUCCUUUGCAGAGUCCCCACCCCCCACCCCAUUCAUCCUUGGUGAUAGGCUCCCACCAGAUUCCCCACAGGAAGCAAAACAUCUACUCUUGUGCCAUCUGUGACAUCUGCUUUAGGGGAAAGGAAAGCCAGGUGGAUCAUCUGUGCUGUAAAAAUCCAGGCAGACCCAUUAAGCUCUGGGGAAUCCUGAGUCAUUUGCUGGGCUUUCUUCCUGAUCCCUUGAUGCUGGGAAGGAUUCCAAAAGUAGAGGAAUCCUCAGAGGAGUGGGAGAUGAGAAAAUGAAAUCCAGGAAGACAAGACGAAACAUGCAUGCAGUGAGAACCCUGAAACAUAAAGAAAAGGUCUGUUUGGGGCUGGCUAGAUGACAGGGGCCAAGGAGCUUGCCACGAAACCUGACCUCCUGAC
This is a messenger RNA of Phodopus roborovskii (desert hamster), 840 nucleotides long. It is a transcript of the gene Zfp57, whose product is annotated as ZFP57 zinc finger protein. The record is from RefSeq and is a predicted model, not a curated record. NCBI's taxonomy places the organism in Eukaryota, Metazoa, Chordata, Mammalia, Rodentia, Cricetidae.